UAAAAACCUCCUGUCACACAUGACAAUCUUGAAGUUGAAUUUUAUUCACAGCCAUCCUGUACACUCAGCGCAUGCGUUGAGUUUUCGGUCUGUAGAUGAUGCCACAAAGCAGGAAAUUUUCACUCUUUUCUCUAAGGGGCAUAGUGCAGCAUCAGCUCGGCACGCCCAUGAAACCAACCUGAUGAUUUCCUGUGCUGAAAACGAGCAAGAUGUUCAACGUGUACUAGCAGACAGGGCCAUAAAUCCAUCAGUACAGGACUACAGCAGAUUGCAUGAGCAGUGGAGAAAGAAGGAAAUGGGUGAAGAGAAUGGGCCAGACAUGUUUUUUCAGCUUCAAACUGAAAUUGAUAUCUACAAUGAAAACAACCAACAACAAGGUGGAACAGCCAAACUUCAGGUCUAUGAAAAUCCAUGCUUGAACAAAGCAAAAAGUGGCACAUCUUCUAACAGUGAUGACGACAUCUCACCACCACCAAGAAAAAAGUCAAGUUGUGUAAAAGAAAGCAGAAACAUCAGCCAAUGGUUCUAGCAAUCUGUACACCACUUAUGUCCAGAGCCCACAACAACAUCAAACAAGCCAGAGAAAUGGUGUUUAUUGAUGCAACUUCCUCACUAGAUCGCUAUAAUUCAUCUGUAUUCAUUAUGUCAACUAGCACACCUACUUCUGGUAUUCCUCUAGGUGUGAUUGUCACUUCAGAUGAGCAGGCGACAACCAUACAUCGUGGACUGGAGUUGUUAGGAGAAGUUUUGCCUGAGGAGGCAUUCAAUGGCAAAGGAGUGAAACAUGGUCCCACUAUUGUUAUGACCGAUGACAGCCAUACAGAGCGAGAAGCUCUUCACAAUUUCUGGCCAACAGCA
This is a messenger RNA of Corticium candelabrum, 858 nucleotides long. RefSeq lists its product as uncharacterized. The record is from RefSeq and is a predicted model, not a curated record. Lineage: Eukaryota; Metazoa; Porifera; Homoscleromorpha; Homosclerophorida; Plakinidae. Bases 20 to 529 code for a protein of 169 amino acids. The transcript has a single exon.